Molecule: messenger RNA, 1924 nt
Organism: Filobasidium floriforme
Lineage: Eukaryota; Fungi; Basidiomycota; Tremellomycetes; Filobasidiales; Filobasidiaceae
Product: histidine phosphatase superfamily
Exons: 10
Coding region: 145-1608 (487 amino acids)
Biological process (GO): dephosphorylation
Molecular function (GO): phosphatase activity
Source: RefSeq, a predicted model, not a curated record
CAUCUCCUUCCAAUUCCUCUUUCAUCCUUCAUUUCGACCACCGACCAGACUCGAACGAGACGCUCAUAAUCAUAAUCAUACAGUAUAAAGCUGUAAAGCACUCUCGAUCGAUAUAAUACAAGGAACCACGAAGAGCUCUCGAGAAUGUCUUACGAUAUCAACCCGACAAACGGAUCCAAGGUCAUUGGUGCGGUCAUUAUCACCAGGCAUGGUGAUCGAAGCGGAUACUAUCAAGAUCCCAAAUCCUACGCCGCCUCGGACACCACGAUCACCCCGCUAGGCUCCGCUCAGACCUACCAAUCCGGCAUCCAAUUCCGCGAGAAAUACCUGGUCAACGACAGUUCGAGCGCCGUAGCCGGUGUCGAUUGGCCGUUGAUCAACUUGUCCGAGGUGGAUUUCAUGGCCGAUGCAUCGGAAGGCCAGGUCAUUGUCGACUCGGCGCUCUCUUUCGCUCAAGGGUUCUUCCCUGCCAAUCUGGCUGCCGGGACGGCGAUGUUGGCGAACGGCACUCCCAUCGCUUCACCGUUGGGAGGAUAUAUUUACGUUCCCGUCACCACCGUCGAAGCCGACGAAGAGAUCGCCCUUGAAGGCUUCACCUCCUGCCCAGCAUUCGUCACCCGAACCAACGAAGUCUACAAAUCCUCCGCCUUUCAAGCCAAGGCUGCCGAGCAAAAGGAAUACCUCGACUCGCUCGUCUCGUUGUUGGACGGGAGGGCGGUGACGUUGGAGAACAUGUACAACGUCUUCGAUUACAUGAACGUGCAGAACAUUCACAAUGCGACGUUUAGGGAUGUCGUGUCCGAUGGGGGCAAGUCGGAUUACAUCAUGAGAAACAGUCGAUACCUAGCCGACUACCACGAACAAGCCAUCUUCACCGACCCAGACGUGGACGGGAUCGGGAACAUUGCCGGGCAGACCAUCAUCCCGCCCAUCCUCGACGCACUGCAACAGAUCGCCAACGAGAGCAUGCCCUUGAAGUUGCAAUACAUCGGGAUUGCGUACAAGCCGUUCUUGUCAUUGUUCAACAUGACCCAAUCUGGGAUCGACGGGAUGGUCAGCUACGCUUCGGCCCUUGCCAUCGAAGUCAGGAACGGGACGGACGGGAUGACCGUGUCGAUGAACUUCCGAAACGGUAGCGCCAAGACCGACGACAACAUCGGAGCCGACAAUCCAUUCAACCCCGUCCCCCUGUUCGGCCGCGACGAGACCGAGAUCCCCCUCCAGACCUUUAUCGACACACUCAAACCCCACGGAAUCUCCGAGCUGUCCACAUGGUGCACUCGAUGCGGGAACACGAACAGUCGAGGGUGUGAAUUGCUCGGCUCUGACGGAUCGUCGUCCUCGUCGGACUAUGCGAGCAUCACCAGCACGUCGGGAAGGCAACACGUCAGCCCCGUCGUCGCUGGUGUGAUCGGCGCUCUGGUCGGGAUCGUCGUCGCAGGGAUCUUGUUUGCCGCGCUCGGUCUCUGGGGCAACAAGAAGGGGAGAGGAUCUGGGUCGGGAUAUGUUGGAGGCAAGAGGCCGGAAAGGGAGACGUCGUACGCUGGUGACACCAGCUACGAGAUGGAGGAGCCGAGCGAUGGGAGGAAGGGAGGUGUCGAGAUCUAAAGGACAUGCAAAAGGGACAGACAGGAAAAUACGAUAGUUCGUGGGAAAUUGAUGUAUCGACGACUGGCGGACCGACCCCGAAGGCGGUGUACAAGCGGCCACAUGAACGUAAACUAUAAAGGUGUAUCGGUAUAGAUGAUGCGAUUCGACAAAGUCGGACGAUAUGCGGGAUCAGGUCUCGAUCGGACCCGAAAGCGAUCGACCUGUACUUUCGACCUGUGGUCUUGAGGCGUUUGCGUCGUGAUCUACGAUCGGGUUGCAUGCCGAUCUGCUCGUACAUGGCUCAGUCACCCAGUCAACACUUUGGCCAUCCGCU